UGCACGCAUGCGUGCCGGUCAACGCAAGGACAAUGGAGUCGCAUACACCGGAAUGUCGAGUAGCGAUCUUUCUCCUGCCGAUUCGGAUUAGUCAGAGUUGCGAAACGGAUUGUUCGAUGCGUAACGGCGUUAUGUCACCGCAUUGCGAUCAUCUCUGCGCUGUUUUUUGAUGUCAUUAGAAGUUCCUACUGUAAAGACUCACUCCAGCGUCUCUUCUUCUGAACAAUAAGGACUUCAUGUGAUUUUAUAAGCUCCAUAUACAAUGUCUGAAGUCAGUAUUGGACGAAAGAAAGAAAAAUGUGAGAAUUGCACUAAACAGUGCAACAAGAAAAAGAGUGAUGAAGGUAUAAACUCGCUCCAGGAGAAAGAUAAUUCCAAUGGAGAGGUGAGAGAGUCUACCUCAGUGCAGCAGGUGCUGCUAAGCGCGUGUCUGUCCUGCAAUGGAUGCGUAUCAGAAAGUGAAAGCCAGAAAAUCUCUCAACAGAAUCUGGAUGAAAUCAAGCAUGUGCUUGCCCUUAACAAGAAGUGUGACACUUCAAAACACAAAUUCCUGGUGGUGUCCGUAUGCCCCCAGUCGUUGCCUUUUUUUGCCAUUAAAUUUCACUUGGACGUUCCGGCGGCUGCACUGAAGCUCUGCGGCUUUCUCAAAAGUGUGGGGGUUCAUUAUGUGUUCGACACUACGAUAUCUGCUAGUUUUAGCAUUUUGGAGAGCCAGAGAGAAUUUGUUCAGCGCUACCGCCGUAAGCAUCACGACGCUAAUGCCAUGCCGAUGUUCACUUCCUCGUGUCCAGGAUGGAUUCGCUAUGCAGAGCGCGUUCUCGGCAGCCUUGUGACGCCACACAUAUGCACCGCCAGAUCUCCUCAACAGAUCAUGGGUUCCUUGGUCAAAGACUUUUUUGCUAGACAACAACAACUGACCCCGGAUCAGGUUUACCAUGUGGUGGUGGCUCCCUGCUUUGAUAAGAAGAUGGAGGCCGUGAGAGAAGAAUUCUACAACAGCAUCCUGGAGACCAGAGAUGUUGACUGUGUCCUUACAUCAGGAGAGAUUCUUCACUUGAUGGAACAGAGCAAAGUUACUAUUGAGGAUGUGGAAUCUACUCCUUUGGACCAUGUAUUUGGUGAAACCUGUGACACAGGAAUGAUUAGGCAUGAAGGUCGUGGCGCUGACGGUUUUCUCGAGCACAUCUUAAAACAUGCAGCCAAGGAGCUGUUUGGUCUUGAAGUUCAGGAGAUUGUGUACAAGACACUCAGAAACCGAGACUUCCAGGAGGUGGCGCUAGAGCGUGAUGGAGAAACGCUUCUGCAGUUCGCUGCAGUCUAUGGUUUCCGGAACAUUCAGACUUUAGUUCACAGAAUGAGGAAGGGAAAAGUGCCCUACCAGUUAGUAGAGGUGCUUUCCUGUCCUGGAGGCUGUUUAAGUGGUCGAGGACAGGCUGAGGGAGAUGGAGGAAAACCUGACCGCUCUCUGGUCCAGCAGAUGGAAGAGUCUUAUAGCAGUUUGCCCGUCCGACUUCCCGAAUCCAAUCCAGAAGUCCAGCGCCUCUACCGGGACUGGCUGGAUGGCCACGACUCUCCACACGCUCAACAAUGUCUUCACACACAGUAUAAGAACCACACACAGCCUCCCUCUCAGAUACUGAAUCCUGACAUUCAGUGGUGAGUGGAACAGGCUGUUUCAUCUCCACAAAUCUGUCAGAGCUUGGUUAAAAACAUGGAGACUGACUUUGCAGACGAGACUCAUGCAUGGCACCUUCUUGGGUUCAUAAGGACUGCACUGUUCCCGUGCAACAGCUGAAUAGCUGCAAAAAUUAAACAGAGGAUGGAAGCAGGUUUUCUGUUCUCUGCCGGAAAUCCAUUCUCUUACACUAAUAAGACUUGCGUUUGAGAACUUGUACUCGCAUUGCAACCAAAUGAUGUCAUGGAUGAUUGGGCAACUGGGUAUCACAUUUAAAGUGUGAUUUUUAAAAGCAUUAUAGCAAUUAAAAGUUAAAAAUCUGACUACGAUUUGUUCUGUUUAAAAUGAGCUGUUAUUGAAAUUAAAUAUUGAACCCUGUUCAUAUGCAAUUGAGUAAAUGUGUCAGAAUUUGUCAAUAAGAUCCAGCAGUAGAAAAUGAAAAGAAAAUCAGCAACCUGAUAUUGGUGCUAUGAAUAGAUUAAAGAAUGUUAACCAUCAAUUAAAAACUUUGUAGUUCUGUUUGUUAUGAAGAUGCAUUAAAUAAUUUUAACAGAAUGGCAGUGAUUUUGUAAUUUGUAACAGGUGUAUUAAGAAACCAAUCAUAUCCAGGGCUACACAUAAUCUGCAUGAUCAUUGCAUUAAGUUAUUAAAAUUUUGGGGUGGUUUCCCGGACAGGGAUUAGAAUAGUCCUAGACUAAAAUAAAUGCUAGAGCUGUCCAAACCGAAAACAACUUGCGUUGCCAUAUCUUGAAAUACAUCAUUACUUUUGUGUUGUCUCAAAAUGCACACAAGUAUUGUUUUUAGUAAGGCAUGUUUGGUAAAGCAACUUAAAUUUCCUGAUUAAACUAAGGCCUAGUCCUGAUUUAAAUUAAUCCCUGUCUGGGAAACCACCCCAGAAUUAUGCUUUCUUACCAUAAAUGUCUAGCAAGCCU
This is a messenger RNA of Triplophysa rosa, 2607 nucleotides long. It is a transcript of the gene narf, whose product is annotated as nuclear prelamin A recognition factor. The record is from RefSeq and is a predicted model, not a curated record. Gene Ontology annotation, molecular function: lamin binding. Gene Ontology annotation, cellular component: lamin filament. Lineage: Eukaryota; Metazoa; Chordata; Actinopteri; Cypriniformes; Nemacheilidae. The transcript has 12 exons. Bases 263 to 1660 code for a protein of 465 amino acids.